AUGCGAGCGGAGCUCGAAGCCCCGCAGAAAGCAGACGCACGCUGGGGGGCCCGCCGGGGCCACUCCGGGGGAAGUCCCACCAACCUGGAGCGGUCCUGUCGGGGGACACCGGUCGGCUGCCCAACCGGGUUCCCGCACCCAGUGGCCAACCUGGACAUCCAGCCCCCACCAGGCUUCGGAGGACAGCAGGAGCCGGUGCCGAGGUCCCACAGUGACCCGCACGCCCGGCUGAGCCUGAGCGGAUCACCCAACCUGGUGGAAAAGCUGGGGCAGCGGAGGCCGGGUUCCGAGAUCUGCACCAGGGGUCAGUCACCGCCACCAAAUGCUGGCAAGGAUGUGGUGAUGGAGCCCACGCGUGUGCAGGUGGCCGUGGGGCUGGUGCAGCCACUGCGGGAGCUGCCGGUGGGGGGGACCAUGUACCCUGAGGUCCAGGACGCCGCACGUGGGAGCAUCUUCCCAGCAGUUCCCGAGACCCCUGAGAAAAGUGGCCCCACGGUGGCCCCGGCUGCUCUGUCGUCACAUGGCCCAGCGACGCCCCCUGGAGACCCUGGAUGCGCGGAGAAAGCUGGUCGGCGGGCCAGCGGGCGACCCGAGCUGGGGAACAGACCCGGUGGGGAGCAGCACGGCUCCGCCGCCCCUCGGCCUGCCUGCCCCCGCGAUAGGGACCCCGUGCCUGAGCACGAGGGCCCCUUUCCCGAGGUCCCGCCGUCCUGCCCCAGAGCCCGCUCUUCCCGCGAGGCAGGCGGCUUCCAGAACCCCAACAAGAGCCCGAUCGGGGUCCCUCCACACGAGGCUUUGCUUACCACCUGGGACCGCCUGAGACCCAAGCUUUCAGGUCGACUGGAGAAAAUCUGGAGCCCAGCCCCUCGUCGUCACAACCCGGGGGCCUGCGGCCCCCGGUUGCCGUAG
This is a messenger RNA of Panthera uncia (snow leopard), 909 nucleotides long. RefSeq names its product basic salivary proline-rich protein 2-like. NCBI's taxonomy places the organism in Eukaryota, Metazoa, Chordata, Mammalia, Carnivora, Felidae. The transcript is spliced from 6 exons. Bases 1 to 909 code for a protein of 302 amino acids. The record is from RefSeq and is a predicted model, not a curated record.